Molecule: messenger RNA, 1356 nt
Organism: Vitrella brassicaformis
Lineage: Eukaryota; Vitrellaceae
Source: the annotation of a GenBank genome assembly
AUGGUGAGCGGUGACGUGGAGAGCCAGACGCCCCUCAUCGGGCAGCGCGGCCAGCUGGUGACCAAGGACAUCGAAGUGGACAUUCGCAGAGACUUCAUCCUCAAGGUAGGUUAGCCACGUGUCGAUAGAUGUCUCACAACAGCUGACUGAGCGUGACUUGCCUUGUCCUUGUUUGUGUCUCCUUGAUCAGGUGUAUGGGAUACUCGCCACGCAGAUCAUCCUCACCGUCCUCGUCGCGCUGCCCUUCGUACUCGUCGACGCCGUCCAGAGUGACAUGAGACAGAGAGACAGAGAGAGAGAGAGAGAGACAAGGACACCGUCUUGUCUGACUCGUCUGUGUGUCUGUGUGUGUGUCUCGGUGCAUGCAGCGUUUGUGCGCGACAACUCGGGCCUGAUUGGCUUUGUGACCAUCCUGAGUGUGUUCGGCUUCCUCAUAACCUUUUCGCUGAAGCCCGAAUCGAUCAAAACGCACCCCUACGGCCUACUCGUGAGCCGCGGGCAGCGAGACACACAACAAAGACAUUGCUCUCAUCUCUCUGUUGGUUGCAGACGCUGUUUGGCUUCACUGUCGUGGAGGGGGUCUUCAUCGGAACGCUGUGUGUGUUCCUGACGCCCUCGAGCGUGCUCUUCACCGUGGGUGUGUGUGUGGUGAUCGUCGGAUCGCUGACGGCCUGGGCGGUCUUCGCCAAAGCCGACUUCACAGGUACACACACGGCGACAUAUAUGUGACAUACACACCCAACCACACACACGCAAUGUCUUGUUGCAGGGUACGCGCCGUUCGUCUACGUGGCGGGGCUGGUGUUUGUGUUGUUCCUCAUCGCCGGCCUCCUCUUGAUGCCAUUCCUGCCUGGCGUACGCACAACUCAGACAAGACACAGAGGCCACACACAUGUGACUCGCUGCGUGUGUGUCUCUGUGUGCAGGUGUCGGUCUUCAACAUGGUCAUCUCAGCGUUGUUGGUGCUGUUCUUCUCGGCCUACCUGGUCAUCGACACGCAGGCCAUAUUGGGCGGCCAACACAAGUAUCAGUUCACAGUGGACGACUACGUCUUCGCCGCACUGGUGAGCCCCACCCCCAACACGCGCAGUGACACACACGGCAAUCAGUGUGUCGUUCGUUUUGUGUCGUGUUGGUCGUGUAGGCGAUUUACCUCGACAUCGUCAACAUGCUGAUCCAGCUGCUCUCAGCAUUCGGACAGCGCAAGUGAGAGCAAGGCCGACAAACAAGAGGGGACAAAGGAAGGACAGCCACACAAGACUGACUGACUGACUGACGACGUGUAAGAGAGAUCAACGGCUAACAGACUUCUCGACUGAUUGAUGGAUGCAUUCACAUUCAAGUCACUGAUGUGAU